Pan troglodytes (chimpanzee) is the source of this 1915-nucleotide messenger RNA. It is a transcript of the gene YOD1, whose product is annotated as YOD1 deubiquitinase. Gene Ontology annotation, cellular component: cytosol; nucleus. The record is from RefSeq and is marked provisional. NCBI's taxonomy places the organism in Eukaryota, Metazoa, Chordata, Mammalia, Primates, Hominidae. Gene Ontology annotation, biological process: ERAD pathway; protein deubiquitination; endoplasmic reticulum unfolded protein response. Gene Ontology annotation, molecular function: cysteine-type deubiquitinase activity.
AUGCCUGGGGACCAGCACCUCGCCCCGCACUUCAUCCGGGGGCACGCAGCCCCCACAUCCCGCCCCGCUAGACCCUACCCGGGGCUGCGCAGCUGUGGCUCACCCUACGAUCUCUCCUAAGAUCCCUCCCUGCCUUGGCCCCGGCGCCUCCCCUGUAACGCGACCGAAUCGAGCCGACAGCUUGUGGCCGGGGCCGGCGCUACAGUCGCCGGCAAAUCAUGUGAGCCCGUCUGGCCCCGCCCCCUCGCGCGUAGGUCCUCACCUGGAGAGAAUCAUCCACCAAUCGGGCGCCUGCAGGACCCAGGGGGCGGGGCAGGGUCGCAAUCGCCUAACUGGCUCGGGAAGGCGGCUGGAAGUCGGAACCAGAGAGAUCACAAGCUCCCGAGUUUCCCAGCGCCGAAGAGCCUGGUGGCACUGUUGCUUGACUGUAUCACCCGUUGUAGUCGUCUUGAAGAACCAAGGAGGAAAAUUGCACCAGCAAAAAAAAAUUGAGUCAUGAAAGAUGUGAAAAGAUGGAAACAUUACAUAUAAUUUAUUCAGAAGCAAAGUCUUUUACAGUGGAGGGGCUGUCCAGCCGGACCCGGGUGCGGGAACUCCAGGGCCAAAUUGCCGCCAUCACCGGGAUCGCCCCCGGCGGUCAGCGAAUCCUCGUCGGAUACCCUCCCGAGUGCCUGGAUCUCAGCAAUGGGGAUACCAUUCUGGAAGACUUGCCCAUCCAAUCUGGUGACAUGCUGAUCAUUGAAGAAGACCAAACCAGGCCCAGAAGUUCACCUGCAUUUACUAAACGUGGUGCUUCUAGUUACGUCAGGGAAACUUUGCCUGUCCUUACCAGAACCGUGGUCCCAGCAGACAACUCUUGCCUCUUUACCAGUGUGUACUAUGUCGUCGAAGGAGGAGUCUUGAAUCCAGCUUGUGCCCCUGAGAUGAGACGCCUCAUAGCACAAAUUGUAGCAAGCGAUCCAGACUUCUAUAGUGAGGCAAUACUGGGAAAAACAAAUCAAGAGUACUGUGACUGGAUCAAAAGGGAUGACACUUGGGGAGGAGCAAUAGAGAUAUCGAUUUUGUCCAAGUUUUACCAAUGUGAAAUAUGUGUAGUGGAUACACAGACAGUAAGAAUUGAUCGUUUUGGGGAAGAUGCAGGAUAUACCAAAAGGGUUCUGCUUAUUUAUGAUGGCAUCCACUAUGAUCCACUUCAACGUAACUUCCCUGAUCCAGAUACACCUCCUCUGACCAUUUUCUCCUCUAAUGAUGAUAUUGUUCUUGUACAAGCACUGGAAUUAGCAGAUGAAGCUAGAAGAAGGAGACAGUUUACUGAUGUCAACCGCUUCACCCUGAGAUGCAUGGUAUGUCAGAAAGGAUUAACUGGACAAGCAGAAGCAAGGGAACAUGCCAAGGAGACAGGCCAUACCAACUUUGGAGAAGUGUGACCUAUGUAUGAAUGAGGGUUGAAGCCUACUACCUCACACAUCCAGAAGGCUCUGGGUUUUCCAAUAAGCUAUCGUAACCCUAAAGAACAAAGGAUACAAUGCUUGAACCAUCCUUUUAACUUAAAACCACUAAGACACUGAAAUUCCUUGUUAAGAUUAAAAUUAGUGUGCAAGUUUACAGAUGUGUGUCUACAGUGGUAAACUGUACAUACAUGCCUCUUUCUGCUGGAGUGACAGAAUAGGUGAUCCUUGCCACCUACUGACACUGACCUGAAGGUUGAGAUUGAGUAUUAUAAACUAGCACCCAGCAGCUUUAACUUGAAGAAGAAAGCAUCACAAUUUGGGUAAUGUGGAAGGCCUCCUGUGAGUCCACUGGACAUUUACCACAGUGUCUCCAGUAACUGAGUCUUUUUAAAAACUGAAUGAGUUAAGUUUCUAAAUUAUGAAUUGAUUCAUCAAAUGAAAAUACUCAGAAUUGUCCAAACUGA